Pocillopora damicornis (cauliflower coral) is the source of this 1184-nucleotide messenger RNA. RefSeq lists its product as uncharacterized. The record is from RefSeq and is a predicted model, not a curated record. NCBI's taxonomy places the organism in Eukaryota, Metazoa, Cnidaria, Anthozoa, Scleractinia, Pocilloporidae.
UUCCUUCCCGAAAAGUGUACGUCAUCGAUUUGUCACGGGGAACUACGUGAACUAGUGAAAGCACGGACAAGACGUUUCUUUCGGUCAACAUUUCAAUCAUGAUCAGGGAUAGUAAUCAUUACAAUUAUAUGUUACCAUUUGUGCUUUGAUCUGAUAGUUAACUCGUUUUUCUUGGCUGUGAUUAACAUGGUUUUUGGCGAAUAUUCCCUUCAAUGGAACGAACUACACGCAAUAACACAAGAAUGCAAAUAUUCCCGCACCCCUGAAGAACCGAUCGAGAGAGAUAAAUAGACAACCCUUCCUGAAACAAGGUACAAACCCUACGGGUGUACCCUUCUGGAGCAAUAAAAGGCCAAAGAAAGGAACUUCGGAACAUAUCUUGAGUCAACUUCGAACUGCGUUGCUUAAUCCAAGUUUAGUUUAGAACUCGGUUCGAUAAGUACAUUCAGAUGGCUAACUUUGGUCUCUCUGAACAUCAACAAAUAUUGGAAAAAAUUUGCCGAAUUUGUGGAGAGCGAUUGAAGAAGGCAAAAGAUAAGUAUGAGAACAGUUUUCUUUGCGCUAAUAGGACGGAGAUUAUUUUCACAGCCUUUGGUGUCAAAGUUGGUAAAGAUGACCUUGACAUGUGCCCUCCCAAGUUCUGCCACAAGUGUUACAAGCUUGCUUUAAGAGGAGGCACACGCCUUGCAAUCAAUGUGUGGCCUCCACACAAACGCACUGGAAACUGUAAGAUCUGCAGUUUCUUUAAAGAUUAACAGAAACCUGGUAGGAAGAAGAAGACUAAACCUAAACUCAGAGAGGACUCAGCUGGACCCAAGGAACAAGUGGAAAUGGUGGAAGGAAUGUCUAUGCACUUUAAGCUUCCAACCUGACCCAGCCUCACUCUCAUUCUCUGAGGAGGUAAAGAAUCUACAAAGCUUUAGAGGAUCAGAACCUCUUUACCCAGAAGAGUUUGUUGAAAACAUUAAGCUGAAACCCAUACCUGCAGCAGAGGAAGAGGGACCAGCACAGCCCUUAGAAUUAGUGAAAAGGACCAAGGCAAGGAAAACAACUGACGAGCUAACAAUGAAAACUGCUGGACAUAGAUCAAAGGUAGUAGCAGAGACCAGGACAGCUAUGAGUGGUGGUGCAGCUGAUACCUAGUUGAAAGAUGAACUGUAUACAAUGGGCAGACUGGAGAGGGA